Molecule: messenger RNA, 8234 nt
Organism: Lates calcarifer (barramundi perch)
Lineage: Eukaryota; Metazoa; Chordata; Actinopteri; Centropomidae
Gene: fhdc1
Product: FH2 domain containing 1
Exons: 12
Coding region: 675-4256 (1193 amino acids)
Source: RefSeq, a predicted model, not a curated record
AGUGGUCACAAGCUGUGUGUGUGGCGCGCGGGGGGAUACGUGAACGCGCGUGCUCCACCUGGCCCAAUCACGUACAAGGAAGCUCACAACACCGCCACCGUCUGCUGCUGCUCGUACUGCUGCUGCCGGUGUGUGUGUUUGUGUGUGUCUGUGUCCGUGUAUCAGCCUCUGCCCUGUUCGUGCUGCAGUUCGGCCAGGACAGCAGCAGCUCACCUGACCGCGGCUGAUAACCUGAAACACAACACAGAUUUUCUCCUCUGAAAAGUAUCUCCUACUAACUCCAACGGCGUCGGAGCGGAUUACGUGUCCCGACGAGCCUCCUCAUCCCUCCGCUCCAUGGCCAUCGCCGCUCCCCCCUCGCCCUCUUCCCCUGGGAGGUAACCUUCAAAGGCUGUGCUCAGCACGAUGGAUGACCAGCUGAGUGAUGGAGAUGGACAGAAUCAAAGGACAUGCUCCCUUCAUUGUGACUAAAUGAAGGGACACCUAGCCUUCCUCGAGCAGCGAGGGGGACAGCACUGAAGCAUUUUGAUGUUCUUCAGAAUGAACACAUGCAAAACAAAUUAGUUCUUUGGAAAGUCUUUGUUGAAAAAGGAGGGAAUACUGAUCAGAUAUAUUCGGUUUAUAUUUCACACUCUCUCAGCAUAGGGCUCAUAUGCUGACUGCUUAUCCCUGUGAUGCUUGUUAUGAGUUGUCCGUCCGCAACCAAUGAGCCAGAGAGCUGCAGCAGUGAGGGGAGCAGCUGCACCACUUCCUCCAUCACCACCUCUGACCCGUCCUCUAUGUCCGGACACCCUCAGUCCAUGCUACCAUCCCUUAGCGAUGCCCCCGACACCUCCAAGCAUGAAGCUCCCCCUCCUCCUCCCCUGCCACCCCCACUUCCAGGGGCUCCCCCUCCUCCACCACCCCCGGCGACCAUGUCUUCUAACCACAACGCGAGGAAGAAGCGCCGCGUGCGCAGCUUCUUCUGGAAGCCAAUCCCGGAGGAGAAGGUGCGCGGGAAGCCCAACAUCUGGACACUGGCGGUGCGGCAGCAGCAGUACCAGAUCGACGUGCGCUCUGUGGAGGAGCUGUUCGGGCAGCAGGAGGAGGCAUUGACGGGAAUGCGAGGUUCUGCAACGACCACUGGAACCUCAGCUCGUGUAUCCCGAUCCCGCUCGUUCAAGGAGAGCAGCAAGGAUGAGAUCAGCAUUCUUGACUCCAAGCGGGGGAUGAAUGUGGGCAUUUUCCUGAAGCAGUUCAAGAAGUCCAACCGCUCCAUUGUUGAAGACAUUCGACAAGGAGAAGGAAAGAUUUAUGGGGCAGAGCUGCUCAAAGACCUGCUGAAGCUCCUUCCUGAUGCAGAGGAGAUCAAGAAGCUACAGAUGUUUAAAGGAGACCCAGACAAGCUGACACUGGUUGAUUCCUUUAUGUACCUCUUGAUCCAGGUGCCACGCUUCGAGGUUCGUAUCGAGGCCAUGGUCCUCCACGAAGAGUUCUUCCCUUCCUGUGCCGUGAUGAGCCACGAGAUCGAUGUCGUCCGUGUCGCCACUAAAGAGUUGAUGAGCUGUGAGGAGCUUCAUGCCAUCCUGCAUCUGGUGCUGCAGGCCGGAAACAUCAUGAAUGCUGGCGGCUACGCAGGAAACGCAGUGGGAUUUAAGCUGUCCUCCCUGCUCUCACUGGCUGACACCAAGGCCAACAAGCCAGGGAUGAACCUGCUGCACUUUGUUGCCAUGGAGGCAAAGAAAAAAGACGAGAAGCUGCUCAAGUUUCCAGAGAGACUUCAGGAUGUCCAGAGUGCAGCCAGAAUCUCAGUGGAGAACAUUGAGAUGGAGUUUUCCUCUUUAUAUGUCCGGAUUAAAUCCCUGGAGGAAAAGGUUCAAGGAGACCAGGAGCUACUGCAGCAGCUCGAGCCCUUUCUGCAGAGUUCAGCACGGACUCUUCAGGACCUGAAGAGACGCAGGCUGGAUCUGCGGAAAGAGGGAAACGCUCUAAUCGAUUUCUUUUGCGAGGACAAGGACACGUUCAAGCUGGACGAGUGCUUCCGCAUCUUUCAAGACUUCUGCAUCAAGUUCAAGAAAGCUGUUAAGGACAACAUGGAUCGCGAAUUGAAAGAAGCAGCCAGGCAGCGUCGUCUGAGAGAGCUGGAGGAGAAGCGUUUCGCGUGGUCAGGCGCAGAUCAGAGCGGGGGGUUCGGUCGCAGCAGCAGCGAGAACGAUGUGGAAAUGCUCACCAAGGAGGGCCUCCUGGACUUCUUCCAACAGAGGUCUCAGAGUCCCCACAGCCCGCUGGGACGUUCUGCCAGCGCCCGCCGCCACCGUCACACCAUGACCUCCAUAGCGGACCGCGAACUCCAGGGAUACCUCGAGCUAUUUGGAGGCGCCGGGAAUCCCACCGACUAUUCCAAGUUUAACAGCCUACCUCGGUCGGGCCGCACCGUGCAGCGCAAGACCAUGCCGUGGAUCUUAGCCCAGGAUGACAACCGUGAGCUAGGCUGUGACAGACAGGUGACAUCUCCGGGUGCAGAAACUGAACCUAUCAGCCCACUGGCCAGGUUUUCCUCCUCCGGGUUUAAUGACAACGAUGACCGAUACAACAACAACAACAAUUACUCAUCUGUAUCCGAAAGCAGCGCUCUGCCUCGUCCCUUUUGUGUCUUUCAGAAGCCUGCCCAUCUUCUCAACCCAACAAUUACCGGCCACAUGAAUGUUAGUGUGGAGAAGCAUACUUUAGUUCGAGGUCCUCAAGCUUUUGACUUGCCUAGUCCAAACAAUAACAGUAAUCAUAUGCACUUUGUCAACCGGGGGGAUGUUGUGGUGACAGAUUUGGAAAAGGAGAGACAGUCGCCUCCCAAGAAUCUGGGUCCAGGUAUUAAACUUUUAGAGAGAGGAGCAGAUCCCAAGGCAGCAUGGGAAGAUAAAAUUGAUCCUCCUACACAGGCUGGACCGUCUCCAGAAAGAGAGAAAGAAGAAGAGGACAACAGCACAGUUUCAUCAACAACCUGUGAUACACCACUUCCACUAGAUACCUCUGUGUCCAAUAAGAAGCCAGUGUUUUACAUACUAGACUGCACAGAAACUGACUGCUCUGUCACCUUGGAUUACUCUGAGGCCGAAAGCUCAUCUCUGACAAAAGAGGGACUUCAAUUCAGAACGACGGACUGCAGCAAAGAUCAGGAGAGCCAACAAGAUCCAAGCUCCCUGUCCUCUAAUGUAGAGUCCAUGUCUCCCAACGACCAGUCUGUUUCAACCAGCGAGAUUUCGGCGCCAAAAUCCGUGGACGCAGCAUCCAUGACUCCGCCUGCGACCGCAGAGGAGUGGGACACAGAGAGCUGUGACACAGCUGAGGGAAAACAAGGUGCAGAGAAAGAUGAACAGAGAAGCAGCAGAAAACCAGUGAAUGCAAAGAGUAAAGCUAACAAAGCAACAAAGUGCAACGGUGGUCAUGGCGUGCGAACACUGACCACCACCGAGAGCCAGGGCAUGCGCAAGGUCGUGCCUAUUAGCAAGCUUACGAGGACAGGUAGCAGCAAACGUACAGAGAGGACUUUGGUGCACGACAGCGGAGAGUCACGCCGACCUCUGCGAGAUCAGAGCACCCCAGCGAGAGGAAGGAGCGAGAAGACCACAAGACCUCCUCGACAUUCCAGUCUGCCUCCCGAUGAGUUGAAAGCUCAGAGGGGAAGUGGUGUUUCAAGAUGGGCGCGUGAUUCGACCCCAAGGAAGGCUUCCAUCCACAAGCCAAGCGCCAAACCCCUGAGGAACAUCCCCAAGGCCGCUCCUGAGGAGAAAAUGUGUCGCUCCACUAUGAGAGCUUUGGCCCAGGCCCAAGCCCAGGCCCAAGCCCAGGCCCAAGCCCAGGCCCAAGCCCAGGCCCAGGCCCAGGGUGGAGCUUCCUCUGAGAACAGCAGCUCACACACACUCAGCACAAAAAUCACCUCUGACGUCCCCAGCUUUGCCCGUAACACCGUAGCUUCUUCCUCCAGGACCAAGAAGGAGCUGGGCCCCCCAUCCGUCCCCUCCACCCCAUCUCGCAGCCCAUCUCUCCUGGGCCGACAGCCCUCUGUGAAGCAGAGCAGGUUGUCACCCCCGGUUCACCCCGGCGAGGAGAAGCCGCAAGGGACGAACGUGCGACGAGUGCAAAGUGUGAAGGCCACAAGUCGGAGCGCCUACCGCAGCGAGACCCCGCCUCCAACACGUGAAGAUGUUCGUAAAACUAGUAGCUUUUCUGAGAAGUCGAUGGUGACGCCCAGCAGAAGUGCUAAACCAAGCUGGAAAUAAAACAAUCUUUGAGGAAACAUACAGGAGAGAGACUUUCUCCCUGAUUUCCAUCUGAAUUGUUAUUCUCUCCUCUUCCCCAGCUACAGUGCUGACUUCUCCUCUCAUAUGAUGCAAAAGACAGGAAUCUGAAAGCAUAUUAAACUAUCUCACCUCCAUCCAGUAGCUGACUCUGUAUCAGGUUUAUGAAUUGCAAAGAGCAAGAUGCAAUGAACUUCUCCACAUGUUCGGUUUUGUUCGUUCAAAAAAGCUAUUGUCCACAACUUCCUUUUUUCCUGGGGUGGGGGGGGGGCAUUAACACUUAACUGACAAAUGGCACAGGAGCCUCUUUGCCUGCUGAGCUGUCUGUGUACUGUAUGUGCUAGUGUUUGUGAUGAUGUAGAUGUUGAACACUACUGACUAUACAAUGCUGCUAAUUAGCUCUGACAAUUUGAAACCGAGUUUCAGUGUCUCUUUGAUUCAGGGUUACAAAAUUUGUUGUUACCUUAACUUGCUGCUCUUAUGGUGUCUUUCAGUUUUGUUGCAUCCUCCUGUAGGUUACCGCCCUGUUUGCUUUUUGGUUCUUUUGCUUGAUACCUCAGAAAAAUUGCAGUGGCCUUGUACCAGCAGACUAAGUAGAAUAUAUUCUUUGGUUCUGCAUGAUAAAGAUGUAGACAGAAUCUGAUCAUUUGGGUUUAAAAUAGCUGCAAUGUCACUUUUUACAAUUCCCUGGUAUAUUGAUAUUACUACUAUAUAUAUAAAAUCACAGAUUAUAUGCCCACAGUGUGUACCAACUGUGGUACUACUCGUACCUUGUGUAUGUAUGUGUCAGUAGUUUGUAAAUGUUAUAGAACUCCUCCAUAGUAUCAUGGAGUAGACAUGCACGUAGGAAAUGUUUCCUAUAUACUGUAGGCUAACACACGAUCAACGCUAAUGCUUUGAAAGAUAAGCAUUGAAUGCAUCUGAAACAACACUGAAAAUAUCAUCAGUCAUGUGAUCUAAUUUUUCUACUGUGAAUGUAGUCUGAUCAUAUUCUCUCCAGGCCUGCACCUUUCUCGAUCAAGUUAAAUUUGCAACUAUAGCGCUAACUGGUCAUAAUUUAGCUUAGCAUCAGUUUGUGCUGCUGAUGUAUUACCAUGACGCAGAGUUAGUGAUUCGGUUUUCUGAAAAACCCAGAAGUUUAGUUAACAACACUCACUGCUGCUCUGACUCAGACUUGUCUGACCAUGUGAAGGAAAAUAUUUCCACUGUGCUGCACAACAAAACAGAUUUAUAGCCACUUUCCCAAGUUGUGACUUUACACAUACCCAGAAAUUACAUUGUCCUUGCACAUUUUCUAUGGCACAAGAAUAAUAUAAACACAUUAUUUUGUAUGGAAAUAUAAAAUAAUACAAUUUAACAUCUAAAUGGACAACAAUAACUGAUGAUGGUUAUAUAUUUUGUUUCACAUUGUACAAGUUGAGCACAGACAAACAGUAUGUCAGUAGUUUUAUUACCUUAUAUUUGUCCAUAUUGAUGUUACAAUGGGUUAUUUUACAUUUUCAUACAAAACAAUGUGUUCAUUUUUUUCUUUUGCCAUAGAAAAGAGCAAGGAUGUAUAUCAUUUCCAGAAAUUUGGUUGUAAUUUUUCAUCCAUAUGGUUGAAAAAGUCUUUGAGGAUUCUGUAAAAACAGCAAUAAGUGUUGUCCAGCAACCUUCUGAGCUUCUCAAAGAUCCGUUAUUUUUCAGAGAAACAGAGCUCUGUGGGUUUCGUGUGAUGGUAACACAUAAAAGGCACAAACUGGACACCCUGUUGACCAUUUCACACCACUUGCCUUUCUACCUGCAUUGUGCCAUUGCCUUGAUGGCAACAACAUUCACAACAGUGCAUUGCCUUAAAGCUUAAAUGUAGCCGAUCCAUCACCAGUAGAAACUCCUUGAUUGUAAAAGGAGAGUAGAAACUUUUCCGACAUUCCAUCACACUGAACUGGAACAGUGACUCCGCUGGUUAGUGAUUCACUUUGUAAAUAAUGUAAAGACAUAGUAUUUUUCUGACUAUCAAUAUGUUUACAUAGCAUUAAAAAUGAAGGGUAAAAGAGUGAAGUCGAGUAUGUGAGAGCACAGAUGUUUUAAAACAGUCAGAGCAUCCGUAUCUUCCAUCAGAUGUUUGAGAGUCCUGACCUGCAGUGUGUUGACAUGCUGCGGGUGUCUUCCUGUUCCCUGUAAUGCAAAUGAAGUUGAUGAAGCGAUGACACAAAAGGCCCAGUGUGACAUGCCACCGUGUGUGUGGCCUGCAUGAAGCCUAAAUUUAGAACCCUUUUCACAAAGUACAAAGUAAAGUAAGGCUGCAGCUAACCAUUGGUUUCAUUAUUAUUUUGUCUAUUAAAGCCCCAGGGUGAAUUUCUCCACUUUCAUGGAUAAAUUAAAAGCUUUAAUUAAGGCUUUAACAGUGAAAAACUCAGCUGAUGAGUUUCAGGACUGUGUGGGUGUGGUUUGAUCAGGUUUAACAGUGCUGGCAUCACAAUUCAACUUCAGCUUUAAACAGUGAGAAGAGCAAAUACAGGAAUCUGUUAUUGGGAAAAAAAGGACCCCAUCUAUCAUUAGGAAGCUAAUCGAUAAAUAUAAAUAAAUAUGUUUUUAGGGCCUUUAAUUGUCAGAAAACAGUUCAAGGUGGUUAUAUCACCCAACAUAUUAUCCAAACCUAAAGCUAGUUGAUUAGAAAACUAGUAAAACUUCAGUUUGAAAGCUGAAAAUAAUGAAUUUCUUUGGGCAUUUUUGCUCACAAAUGACUAAUUAGAAUAUCAAAAUUGUGGCUGAUUAUUUUCUGACAGUCAAUCUAUCAACAAAUAGUUUCUCUCUAAACUCUAAAGUAAUAACUGUAAUGAAUAUAUCUGUCUGCCAUUCAGCCUGUGAUAAAACCCACACUAGACCUUGUGAACAGUGGUUUGAAAUCUGAUGAAAGCAGUGGAAUAACAGUGGACCUUGAGUUAAGGCCGUCAAACCCAUUUGAGAUAUUUUAACAUAUAUCCUCCUGUAAACUUUGGUCAAAACCACAAAGAUUGUUAAAAAUAAUCCACCUUUAUAACAGUUUGUAACCUUAAGAGCAAAAACUUUAAAACCCCAGUUUGUCUCCUGACAAGGUUUGAAUGUGAGAAUCAACUUUUCUUUCAUUUGGAUCAUGGAUUGUUUAAUAUAAAAGAUAGACACACUAACUAUUGUGUAACUUGAGCUGCUGUUUUCCAGAUUCAAUUUACACACUAAGGCCCAGUCUCCUGCUCUCUGUCUGUCCUGAGCCUCGUCCUUUGUGUCUCCCCCUGCUGUCUUUUAACAGUCCUGAGCAUAACAAUGGCUGCCCUUUACAUUAUGUCGCACUGGCUUGCAGCAGUGGAGCUGCUGUGGAAUUUGAAUGCUUACUCACCCUUUUUACCACAACGUCCUUGUUCUACAUGGUGGUUACCGUGGUAACAGAACAAACAUCAAUUACAAAUACUGAUUACGGGCCUGUAAAGCAAAAAGGUCAAUGCCGUCCACAAACUUUCGUCAAGUUAAACUGGUAUUGUUUCAAGUCACAUGACCAAAGCCCGCUCACAGUAUGUGACUUUAUAUUAUUUAGAGUGAAUCGUUUUAUGUAAUCUUUAUAGUAACUCUAUGUGUACUCCCUCAGUUAAUUUUCAUCAAAUUGAUUAACUUGUUUUGUUUCGGCAUUUUCAUGUCUUUUGUAAGGAACGACUAGCUGAGGUGCUUUUUUUUUUUUUUUACUCUGAUGUGAUUCUUUGUGAUGAAGACGUUGAUGUGUCUGCUGUAGUUUUCACACCUGUGGAGAAAUAGGUGCUCCGCUUGGUCUUUUCCAAUCUGAAGUCUCAUGAUGAUGAAAAACCGAAAAGACUGAUCAUUCUGUCGAGCAAACCAUCAUCUCUGAUCACUAGACCACAGGGCUGCAAAAUCAUGAUGUUUAACUCUGUUGCAGUUUCUAUUUCUGAUGAUGACGUCAAAGAAAUAAAUAAAAUCACAUGUUGCUGUGUA